Dendronephthya gigantea is the source of this 3675-nucleotide messenger RNA. RefSeq lists its product as uncharacterized. The transcript has a single exon. Lineage: Eukaryota; Metazoa; Cnidaria; Anthozoa; Malacalcyonacea; Nephtheidae. Bases 1 to 3675 code for a protein of 1224 amino acids. The record is from RefSeq and is a predicted model, not a curated record.
AUGCCAGUAAAGGAGAAAAUGCUACGGCUGCAGAACUGCCUGAAAGGAAAAGCGUUAGAGACGGUCAAGGACCUUGGAUUCACUCAGCAUGCGUACGAGAGAGCGAAAGAAAAGUUACAACGCAAGUACGGUGGUAAACGUAGAAAGACCCUGACACAUUUGGCAACCUUAAGAGCACUACCCAAAGUACGACGCCAUAACCUGGAAGAAUUAGAAACCUUGUUGUCAACGCUAGACCGUAUUCUUAUCGCAUUACAAGACGAUGAUCGUGGCGAUGAUGAAAUUAGAAGUCAGCACCUUUGCUUAACAGUGAAGGAAAAACUUCCAGUGGAAUACGUCAGAGAAUACAAGUAUUGGUUGAAUGAGCGGGAUGAAGAUGAUGAUUUUAAAAUGCUGGUCCAGUGGAUCGAGAGGCGUGUUUGCAUCAUGGAUGAGGCUAAGGAAGAAACGGGAGAAUUCGUCAAAGCGUACCAUGGAGGACGACGUCAUAAUCAAGGCUUUAAUACAGAUAAGAAAGUUAGGAAAUGUAUCGUUAUGAAUUGCGACGCUGAUCAUCCGCCUUGGGUUUGUCCAGAAUUUAAAAAGCUCCCUGUAGCUACACGAAAUCAACUAAUAGCUAAAACAGGACGGUGGUUCUCUUGUCUAGCGGCUGGUCACCGAAGUAAGCAGUGUGGCAGAAAGAGAAAAUGUGGAGUCAGCGGAUGUGAAAGUAAAGGACAUAGCAGCUUAUUACACGACCCUGAGAGAAUGGAAAAACAGAAUGAAGAUAAUGACAACAACAAAGAUCAGACCAACCCUUCAAUUGGAGGGACAGAUGCAAGAACCUAUACGACAAACCGAGUUGAACAAAUAUCAUUGAUGGUUCUCCCAGCAACUGUCGAAAUUGGCGGCAAGAAGAUAAAAAUCAAUGUUAUGCUGGAUCCUUGCUCCACGGGAUCAUACGUCACCGAAAGCCUAGCGGGAGAGUUGCACUUGAAAGGAGAAAAACAGGAUUUGACCAUAUCAGGAACUGGUGGGACGGAGAUUAAGAGACAGUCGAAACGUGUAAAGUGUGUGAUCACAUCCGUCAAUGGAACCUUCUCAUCGCCUGUGGAAGCAAAUGUGUUAACUAACGUAACGGGGAACACGCCGGCAAUUGAGUGGAACGAAUUAAAGGGCAAUUGGGCACACUUGGAGACCAUCCCAUUUGAAAGAGUUUCAAAGCGAAAGCAGAUCGAUGUUUUAAUCGGAAGCGAUCACCCUGUAUUCCAUAAAGUAUUAAGAGAAGUUACGGGACACAAUGCCAAAGACCCAGUAGCACGACAAACGCCCCUCGGUUGGGUCUGCUUCGGUCCAACGAGUAAGAACCCGUCGACAUGGACUACCCAAUCCCACAUGACACGUACAUACCAUACCGAAGAUAUCCAAGAAGUAAGUGACAAUCUUCGGAGUUUUUGGGAACUAGAAGCCAUCGGCAUUAAGGACGAGAACGUUCGACCACUGACACCAGACGAGAAAAAGGCAGUUGAAAUUGUGCAAUCAACCCAAAAUUACACCAACGGGAGAUAUGAAGUAGGUGUUCCUUGGAGAGAUGGUGAGCCAGAUUUCGCCGACAACUACGACAUGGCUCAUUCAAGACUACUGAAGCUAGAGUCAUCCCUACGAAAGAAACCGGAUGUCGCUAUGGCCUACAACCAGAUAAUCCUGGAUUACCUCCAAAAGUACAUCAAGAAAGUACCAAAGAAAACGGGUGACCAGUGGUUGUUGCCGCACUUUCCGGUGAUCAAUCAGGAGAAAACGUCGACCAAAGUUCGAAUCGUCUUUGAUGCGGCAGCGAAGCACAAAAACAAAUGUCUAAACGACGCGCUUCACCCUGGGCCCAAGCUCCAACGAGAAUUGGUAGACGUGUUAACCAGGUUCCGAAGAGAACCCGUGGCAGUGUCAGCAGAUAUCUCUCAGAUGUUCUUACAAGUCGGACUUGCCGAGAAAGAUCGACCUUUUCAUCGCUUCCUUUGGCGUGAUUUGAACAAAGAAAGAGAACCCGAAAUUUACGAGUUCCAGCGUCUACCAUUCGGAAAUACCUCUUCACCAUUCUGCGCACAAUAUGUACUUCACUCCCACGCGGAGAAGAAUAAAGAUCACUUCCCGAAAGCCGCAGAUACAGUGGAUAAUGCAAUGUACGUGGACGAUGUGCUGGACUCUUGCGAGACGGUUCAGGGAGCCAUAACCCUUAGACAACAAACAUCCGAGUUGGUGUCUGGCGCAGGCUUCAAUUUGAGGAAAUGGAUGUCAAACCAGGCUGAUGUUCCUAUUGAAGAUCGACUUCCCGGGUUAGAGCUCAGUGAUGGUAGCCUGCCGACGUUGAAGACCCUGGGAGUUCUGUGGAAUGCCCGGCAAGAUAUCUUCAAGUUCGUGGUUCACCCUCCGUCGCUGACUGAAGCCCCGACCAAAAGAGAAGUCCUGAGUAGUAUAGCAAAGCUGUUUGAUCCAUUACAGUUUUUGGCUCCCUUCACUAUACGAGCGAAAUUAUUGUUGCAAAAGACAUGGGCAGCUGGAAUUGGUUGGGAAGACAAAAUGCCAGAAAAUUUGUGCAAUGAAUGGAACAAUUGGGUAAAAGAACUGAGCGACUUAAACGGAUUCGAAGUCCUUCGCCCUCUACGCUUGCCUGGACCUACGGACGUCUGGUUGCACACCUUCUCAGACGCAUCCCAAGAUGCUUACGCAGCAGUGUCUUAUCUUGUCAGUAAUUACGAAGAUCACGAAGCCACCUCACGGAUCGUCGCAUCCAAGAGUCGUGUCACGCCACUAAAGUCAGUUACUAUCCCAAGACUGGAACUCAUGGGAGCAGUACUCGCUACCCGACUGGCCAACAGCAUUCUCCAGACAUUGACAGUCAAUGGAGCAACGUACUGGACGGACUCAACGAACGUCCUGUAUUGGGUGCGUAACCAGAGCCGUGCAUUCAAGCCAUUUGUGGCCAAUCGAGUGGCAGAGAUACAGAGACAUUCCAACCCAGAACAAUGGCGACACAUACCUGGUGGAAUAAAUCCAGCCGACAUACCAACUCGUGGACUUUCAGCAACCAACCUUUGUGAAGACAAAUUAUGGAUGGAAGGACCAGAGUUUUUGACGGAUGAAGAAAAACCAUGGCCAGAGAAAUUAUCGAAUCACGAUCCAUGUAGUGGCACGAUAAAACAAGAAGAAAAGAAAGUCCAAGUUUAUACAACGGAUAAGGAAGCCAGUGACGACAGCCGCCUGGAUCCAAAACUUUAUUCAUCUAUGACCCGCCUUAUUCGAGUUACGGCCUGGGUUAAACGUUUUAUCAAGAAUUGUAAGUCCCCGAUAAAUUCACGAGAUACAUCUAUUGUUCUGCAAAACGUCGAGAUUAAAACAGCGGAACUGUUCUGGAUCCGAAAAGCACAAGCCGAAAGUUUCGUCAACAAACAAAAGGACAAACGCCUAUUGAAAUUCUGCCCUAUAGUCGACAAAGAAGGCAUAUUAAGAGUGGAUGGCCGCCUCCGCCUUGCUGAAGAUUUACCUUACGACACAUCCAAUCAUAUUGCCCAAAGAUCAUCCGAUAAGCUGACUGGUUAUACUUGCUGCUCACGAAAAGAUCGGACACGGAACGGGAACAGAAUACCUCCUGACAGAACUUCGUUCGAAAUUUUGGAUUAUAAAAGGAAGAUUGACAGUUAG